Manihot esculenta (cassava) is the source of this 564-nucleotide messenger RNA. RefSeq lists its product as uncharacterized. Gene Ontology annotation, molecular function: nucleic acid binding; RNA-DNA hybrid ribonuclease activity. The transcript has a single exon. The record is from RefSeq and is a predicted model, not a curated record. Lineage: Eukaryota; Viridiplantae; Streptophyta; Magnoliopsida; Malpighiales; Euphorbiaceae. The coding region runs from base 1 to 564 and encodes 187 amino acids.
AUGGCACUGAAUUUUUUGCAGCAAUGGAGGGGGGCCUGUUCUAAUUCUACCAGCUGCAUCAAUGUUGUGUCAGCUUUGACUGUCUGGUCUCCUCCACCGCAGGGUUGGAUUAAAGUUAAUAUUGAUGCCUCUUUAAACUCGCAACGAAGUUCACUAGGCUUCGGCUGUGUAGUCCGAGAUACUAAUGGUAGAUUUAUGGCGGCUAAAGCAGGCUGUUUUUGUAGUCAGAUGGAGGUUAAGUGUGCUAAGGCAAUGGCUUUUCGAGAGGCGUUGAGCUGGAUUAAAGAGUGCGGAUGGGAUCAAGUUCUUUUCGAAUCGGAUGCUCAGGUUCUUGUUGUGUCCAUUAACAAUGCUUCGUUAGAUGAUUUAUCACCUUUUCGUCUUUUGGUUCAAGAUUGUAAAUUGCUUCUAUCCAGUUAUGAAGAAGUAAGAUGUGGUUUCAUUCACAGGUCUGCGAAUGAUGUCGCUCAUGUUCUAGCAACAUCGGCUCAUUCUAAGUCAGAUCAAGGAGUUUGGGUUCAUGUCCCUCCUCCUCAUAUAGUUUCUUUGAACGCUUUGAGUUAA